This is a messenger RNA of Clonostachys byssicola, 1116 nucleotides long. Lineage: Eukaryota; Fungi; Ascomycota; Sordariomycetes; Hypocreales; Bionectriaceae. The record is from the annotation of a GenBank genome assembly.
AUGGGCCGAGUAUUUGAGUCUUUUUCGGAGGAAUUUGCAAAGAAUUUGGUCUGGGGGCAUGGUAAGCCUGAGGAGACUAUCGAGGACAGCGCAGAGCGGAAAAUCACGACAAGCUAUGUUCCGGUUGGCAUUGCGGUCGGUAUCGUACCCUGGAACUACCCCAUCUAUCUGGCUAGUGCUAAGACUGGACCUGCACUGCUCACUGGAAAUGCCUUCAUCCUGAAGGCUUCGCCUCCUUAUACUAGUCUCAAGAUGGCUGAAAGAUUCUUCCCUCCAGGAGUCUUCCAGGCUUUGAGUGGCGAUGAUAGCCUUGGUCCUAUGCUGACGUCUCACCAUGACGUUAACAUGGUCAGCUUUACAGGCUCAAUCCCGACUGGUAAGGCCAUCAUGAAGAGCUGCAGCGGAACACUGAAGCAUGUCGUUCUUGAGCUGGGUGGCAACGACCCUGCCAUUGUCUGCGCCGAUGCCUACCCGGUUUCCGCCGCGGUGAGAAUCGGUCUCUUUGCCUUCUGUAACUCGGGCCAGAUAUGUAUGUCCAUCAAGCGCAUCUACGUCCACGAAUCCACUUAUGAUCAGUCCCUGGCCGCCCUUGUCCAAUACGCAGGAGCUCUUGGUGUGGGAGUGGGCGAGACCGACUUCCUUGGCCCCUUCGCCAUUGAACAGCACUUCAAGCGAGUACAAAGUCUGCUCUCUGGCAGCAAGGAGGCCGGGUACACAGUUGCGGCAGGUGGCACAGAGCGGCCUGCUGAUAAGAAGGGCUUCUAUAUCCCUGCCACGAUUGUUGACAACCCCCCUGAAGAUUCUGCCAUUGUGAAGGAGGAGCAAUUCGCUCCCGUAAUUCCUGUUAUGAAAUGGUCCGAGGAGAAUGACGUGAUACAGAGGGCCAACGGUACUGGUGGCGGCCUCGGGGCAUCCGUGUGGACUCGUGAUGACGAGCAAGCUACACGCAUCGCUGGCCAGCUACAGUCUGGCAAUGUAUGGAUCAAUACUCAUGCAGAGAUUGAACCAAAUACUCCUUUCUGCGGCCACGAACAAAGUGGCCUGGGAGUGGAGCAUUCCUUGGAAGGUCUCAAGGCGUAUUGCAAUGUCCGAUCCGUCUUCCGAAAACCAUUUUAG